This is a messenger RNA of Salvia hispanica, 1152 nucleotides long. RefSeq names its product epi-neemfruitin B 7-O-acetyltransferse L7AT-like. The record is from RefSeq and is a predicted model, not a curated record. NCBI's taxonomy places the organism in Eukaryota, Viridiplantae, Streptophyta, Magnoliopsida, Lamiales, Lamiaceae.
AUGAGUGACAAAAUACAACAUCUAAAGGAGUCACUAUCUCAAACUCUGGUCACCUUCUAUCCCUUUGCCGGAAUUAUCAGAGAUGCUCUCUCUGCAGACUGCAACGACCAAGGCCUUCCAUUCUUCGUCGCCAAAGUGAAGGCUCGAUUGAGCGAUUUUCUACAAAACCCUAAUGUUGAAUUGACGAAAAAGUUCUUUCCUAGAGAGGAGAAAUUGCCAGGUCCGGGUGAUAGUGUAAUGUUGAUUCAGUUGAACUGUUUCGACUGCGGUAGCAUAGCCUUGUGUAUCAAGUUUAAUCAUAUAAUUGCAGACAUGGGUUCAGCCUCGACAUUUCUCCAACGUUGGGCAGCCAAUGCACAGGGAUUAGGGUUUGCUCCCUUGAAUUGUGUAGCUCAAUCUUCCUUUCCACAAAAGCCCUCACUGCCAAACAACUUAACACCAAUUAACUUGCUAGGAAAAUACUUGAGCGCCGGGAAGUUUAUGUGGAGAAGGUACGUUUUCGAUGCUUCUGCCUUAUCCAUUCUCAAGGCCCAAAUGAGUAGCUCUAGCCCUAGCUCCACGGUGUCGCGAGUGAAUGUGGUGACCGCUGUGAUGUUAAAAUGCUUCUUGGAGACGGUGGCCGCCGAGAAAGAUGUGAAACCUGUGGUAAUGACUCAAGGGGUCAACCUUCGGAGAAGGGUGACGCCCCCAUUUCCAGAUGAUAGUUUUGGUAAUUUAGUGUGGCCGGCAGUGAGCUUGUGGAGAAACCCUGAGGAAAAGGAGUUGACAGAACUGGUGAGGGAGGUGAAAAAGGGGAUAGAAAAAAUAGAUGGUGAGUUUGUGAGCCGAUUGGGGAGCGAUGGUGUGUAUGAACUUUUGGAGGCGCUUAGGAAUGAGAUGCCUCAAGAAGGUACUUGGCUUGCUUUCACCAGUUGGGCAAAUAUUGGUCUUUCCGAGGUUGAUUUUGGGUGGGGGAAACCUGUGUGGAUGUCAGGCUACAUUCCGCAAUACUAUGAAUCUGAAACUAUGAUUGGAGGUAAUUUUGUCAUCUUAUUGGAUUCCAAUUGCGGAGGAAUAGAGGCUUGGUCGAUUCUUAAUGAAAAAUAUAUUGCAGGGUUUGAGAAAAAUGAUCAUAUUCGAAAAUAUGCUCGUUUUAACCCUAGUGUUAUUUGA